ACGUACUUAUAAUAUUUUUUUAUGUAUUUGGUAGAUUUUUUUGGUCACUUUUCCUUUUGGCUGCUGUUAAUUGCGCAUGCUAUGUUACAAUGGUAAGCGUAUCGGAUAUUUUAAGAAGCCCCACUGUCGUCACAUUGGAAACCAAUCAAUACCUAGUCGAGAAAGUACCAUUUCCAGCGGUGUCUAUUUGCAGUGUCAACAAGUUGAGUCGAAGUGCAGUGAAUGCAUUUAUAGAGGAAAUACGUGAUCAGUUCGAUCCGCAGCUAACCCCAGAAAUUUGGCUACAAAAAGUUAAAUUAUUAGCUGGCAUCUUCGACAGCGGCUCUGUAGAUUUUAAGGAAGCUGCUGAAUUUCAAAAGAACUUUCUGGAUAAACAAAAAUAUAAUAUAACAGAACUUUUAAAAAAGGUAUGCUUUGGUUUUGUAUUUGAUCGCUAA
This is a messenger RNA of Rhagoletis pomonella (apple maggot), 437 nucleotides long. RefSeq lists its product as uncharacterized. The transcript has 2 exons. Gene Ontology annotation, cellular component: membrane. Lineage: Eukaryota; Metazoa; Arthropoda; Insecta; Diptera; Tephritidae. The record is from RefSeq and is a predicted model, not a curated record. Gene Ontology annotation, biological process: sodium ion transport. Bases 90 to 437 code for a protein of 115 amino acids. Gene Ontology annotation, molecular function: sodium channel activity.